This is a messenger RNA of Thecamonas trahens ATCC 50062, 3276 nucleotides long. RefSeq lists its product as uncharacterized. Gene Ontology annotation, cellular component: cytoplasm; plasma membrane. Gene Ontology annotation, molecular function: syntaxin binding; myosin II binding; GTPase activator activity. The transcript has a single exon. The record is from RefSeq and is a predicted model, not a curated record. Gene Ontology annotation, biological process: regulation of exocytosis; regulation of protein secretion. Bases 56 to 2893 code for a protein of 945 amino acids. NCBI's taxonomy places the organism in Eukaryota, Apusomonadida, Apusomonadidae.
AUCGAGCGGGCGAGGUGGCGGCUCGGGUGCGUACACGCGACCACCGCCGGACGAUAUGGCGGAUUCAACGGAUGAUAUGCAACCGAAUCCGAAUCGCCUUUUGCAUUGUGGUCUGCUUCCAUCCAUUACGGCUGCAGCAUACGCUCCGCAUGCCUCGCUCAUCGCGCUCGGCUCGAGAGACGGCGCCAUCAAGAUCCUCGGGUGUCAGGGAGUCGAGCUGGCUCUGCUGCGCCCACCCAUGCCGUGUCAUGUGGCGGAUCUGGUCUUUGUUGCUGCUGCAGCAGUUGGUGACGACUCGGGAUCGAGCUCGGUGUCUUCGCAGCUGCUGCUGGUCGCCGCUAUCGGCUCCGAGCUGGUGGUGUGGGACGUGACCUCGCCGCAGGCCUCGCCCGAGGCCAAGGCGUAUCCGACGCCGGACGGUGCACCAGUCAGCGCGCUUGCUUGUGGACUUGGAUCACACUUUGUGUUUACAGGCAGCGUCCGCGGCGACGUCACGGUGUUUAACUGCGCCAAGCAGCGGUUCUCGCUGUACUCGAUAGCGCUGGGUGUCGGCGCGAUCUCGGUCCUUGCACCGAGCCCGGUCGACGAUGGCGUGCUAUGUGUCGGAACCGACGACGGAGUGGCAAUGGUAGUCGAGCUGGCGUCCAAGACGCCGCGGAUGCUAGCGGCACCGGCUACUGCGCCGGAGCACGGGCGGGUGACAGCGAUGGCUUGGCGCCGCGACGGGAAGCGGGUCGCGGUGGCGUACGCCGGGAGCACAUCCAGCGCCUUGGCCGACUUUGGGAUCAAGGGCUCGGGAAAAGACGUGCGCGUGUUCCCUAUCGAUGAUGCCCGGGUGGUGGACCUCGCGUGGAUUGUGCCAGACGAGAUGGAGCGCGAUGCACUGAUGAUGCUCACGCCGCGGCCGCGCGGAGGCGAGGGAGGAAACGGCGGCGUGGUGCGGAUCAUCCACGGGUUCUCGGCCGCCAUGCCGGACGGCGCGCUUUUUGUGACGCACGGCCACAUCGACUCGAUCGACCUUGCUGCGGGAGCGAGUAAGUUGUUGCCGAUUGUGGGCGGUGAGGGUGGGUCCGAAGCCGGCGACGGCACAACGAGCGCCGCCGGCGUCUGGCCGGCCUCGCCGACCGAAAUGCCGACAAUGGUGGUGGUGACCGGGUCGACGCCGACGGCAGCGCUGGCGGUGCUGUGCGAUGUGUCGGGAGGGAGCGCUGUGGCGGGCGGGAACCAGUACCUCGAGCUGCCGCUGCCGCGGUCGCUGGCGCUUGCGGCGGGCGGUGUGACGGCAACGUACUGUCUCGAGAACGUCCCGCUCGAGCUUGUUUCGCAUCUGUACCGGACCUCGCCGCGCGGGACGUAUACAAGCCCACGUGACGAGUGGCCGCUGGUGGGUGGCGCGCUGGGACAGGGGCUGGCCGGCGAGGCGUCAGUCGGGGCGCGGCUGCUUGUCACCGGACACUCGAGCGGCGUGGUGAGCGUGUGGGACGUGACAACGCCUGCGCUUUGCGAGCUCAGCACGCUCAAUGUCAACAUGGCAUGCCCGACGAUGCCGAUGGACGCGCGUGUUGUGGGCCUUGCGGCGGCAUGCUCGACUGAUGGCACGCUCUGCCUCGCCGUGCUCUGCGGCUCGGGCGAAAUCUACCUCGUGGGCGUGUGCACGAGUCUCAGCGAUGACGACGAGCCCGCGCGGCAUGUGGUAGCUCGAUACACCUGCGACGGCGAGCUGAGCGAGGCCGAAGAGGUGGUCGACGUGGUGCCGGCGGAUGUUGGGCUGCUUGUGCGCGGCGUGGUUUGCCCCGACGGCACGAGCGACAACCGGUGCUCUGUGGUUGCGCUUGACACCAAAGGCGAGCAUCUCGCGCUCGGGCUGCUCUCAGGCGCGGUGGUUGUCGUGGCUGUGGCAACGCUGUCGCUUGAGGCGGUCGGGGUGGCGGCGAGCGUAGCAGAGGCACGGGCGACGGCUGUGGCGUUUGUGCGGGCGCCUGGCGACGCGCCGCUGGUGCUUGCAGCGGGAGGCUCGUCGGGCGAGGCGAUUGUGUUGCCUGUUGCAGGCGAGGCGGGGGCGGUGGUGCGCUUGCCGCGGGAGGGCAAGGCAUCGGGCGGGGUGACCGGCGUGCACGUGGUCGGCGACGAGGCGCGCCACCUUGCGGUAGUGUGUGAGCACGAGAUACGGAUGUACGCUUGGAACGAGGCCAGUACGCUGGACCUUAUCUUUACGCGGCUGGCCAAGCCGACGACCUCGCUGGUGUUUUCUGCGGUGGUCCGUGAUGGCGAGCACGGCGGGGCCGGGCUUGUUGCGGUGAGCAGCAGCGGGGCGGUGUACGUGCUCUCGCUCCUUACGCUCCAUCUUGUGCUCCGCGACUCGCUCGAAGCGAUUGUGGAGCGACCGGUGACGCGCAGCGUGACUGAGACCGGGCUCUGCGCCGCGGGCGACGGGCACCUGGCGGUGGUGCUCGACUCGGGCGAGCUCGUCCAUGUUGGCUUGUUUGGCGAGAGGCGCGGGCUGCUGGGCCUUCCGGCGAGCGGACCGUAUGUACAGGCGGCAGCGCUACCGGCGCGGCCAAAGCGCAAGGGCUUCUUCAAGUCGCUUCUGGGCGGAAAGUCCGAGUCGGGCGUGUCUCCCGAGCUCGAGGAGCUGCUCGGCCCUGUGGCGAGUGAUGCGGCCACGGACGAGGCCGCGGGCGACGACGAGAGCAGGGCGGCGUCACGACCGGCAACCUCAGCCGAGGUCAAGCGGAUGAUGGCCGAGAACCGGAACAAGCUUGCAGAGCGCGGCGAGAAGAUGGAGCAGCUCGGCGAGCAGACGGCAGAGAUGGCGGAGAACGCGCGGCAGAUGGAGGCGUCAAUCGCCGAGUACGUCCGCGAGCAAGAGAACAAGAAGUGGUGGCAGCUUUGAGCGGCAAGCCUGAACCCUUAACGGUACGGUCGUUCAGACGCGUUGUCGCAUGGUGAGGGGCUUGUUGUUGACGACCCCGAGGACCGAGAAGGAGAGCAUCACAGAGCUGAACACAGCAGCCGGGCGGGAGAGCGCGAGGACGUCUUGCGACGGACGAGCUUGCCGGUCGGCGUGGCAGCGCAAGUGGUGGCACGCCAUCUUGUACUGGAUUCUGGACGCCGCUCCUCAUCAACACGUACGCGCUCUACGCUGACGCGAGCCCACGCCCCGCCAUGACUCGCUUGGCUUUUCUCUACAACAUCAUCGACGCCCACGCCGCCGACGCCGGCGCCGUCAGCUCCCUCUGCGGCGGCUGCUUGUCAUCACCACAUUCCCCAACAAGC